This is a messenger RNA of Planococcus citri (citrus mealybug), 6430 nucleotides long. RefSeq lists its product as uncharacterized. The record is from RefSeq and is a predicted model, not a curated record. Gene Ontology annotation, molecular function: nucleic acid binding. Bases 764 to 6004 code for a protein of 1746 amino acids. Lineage: Eukaryota; Metazoa; Arthropoda; Insecta; Hemiptera; Pseudococcidae. Gene Ontology annotation, biological process: DNA integration. The transcript has a single exon.
GCUCGAAUACGUAAAAAUCGCCAAGUAUUCCGUAGGUAUGCGGAACCGCCAAAUACGUUGCAUUUUUUAUGCAACCUAAGCAGUUUUUCUGCUUACUCGUUAAUCAGUGCGGUCAAUCGCGUCCGCAAUAAUUUGAAUCGAACGAUAAUACCGUUCGAGGUACCGUUAUGCUUAGUUUUUAAGCAUUGUACAAAAUGUAAUUUAAUGUACAAAUAUAGUAUGUAAAAAGCAACUGUGUCGUCGAGUCCGUUUAAUUUUGAAUCUUAUCGAAUGCAACGUACACCCAAACAAUGAUGGCGCCCGAACAGGGACUCGUCGAAUCGAGAGUGCUUUUUAUCGAAUUUGAGAUAAAUGAUCGUCAGAUUUUCGCGUAUUUUUUUUGCCUAAUUUUUGCGCAUUUAUCGAGAGCUAUUCGUGUACCGAAUUAUCGAGUUCGUGUCGCGUAAUUAUCAAGUGCGCGUCGCGUAUUUAUUGAGAUACAUUGUGAACGAAUUCGUGAAUGAAUUUAUUUACGAAAAGCGAUCGCGUUUGUGCGUAUUUGUCGAGUCGGCGUCGUGUAUUUGUGAAAUGCGCGGUGCGUAAUAAUUGAACGAACGUUAUGUGCGAUUUUUCGCAAAUUGUGAAUCGGGAUGGUCUGUAUGAGCUUUCUAUACAGCUCAAUAUAUCGUUAUUCAUUAUUGGAUUGCUCAGGUGAGCUUUAAUACGUAUUUUUAUCGAAGGGCUACCAUACCCGACUACCAUAUCGUUUCCCACCAUCGUUAAAAUGGAUGAAUGGGAAGGUACUUUUGAUUAUGAUCGAAGUUCACGUUAUUAUGUUCGAUAUUUGAACAAGAUUAUCGACACGAUAAAACGGCUACUUGCAAGCCAACCAACGAUCGAAAACGUUAACGAAGUGAGGGUCACGUUAGAUGAGCUCACGAAAGAAUUCGAGAACUAUAAAGUGGCAAUUAAUCGAGGUUUUAAAUUAGCAUCUUAUUCGGAAGAUGCCAGUAAACCGAAAUCAGCAGAAGAUAUCAAGACUGCUGAAGAUAAGAUAUUUGCCGAUUUAGAAAAGGCAAAAUCAUGUAUUUUACCGUACAUUGCCAAAUCGAAAACGUACAUCUCUGGGUUCGAGGCUCAGCAGGUGCGUGAAUCAUUGAAUAAUUCGUCGAUAAACAAUACUACCAUUUUUUCUGAACCGAACGUUAAAUUGCCUAGAAUUAAUGUACCUAAAUUUGAUGGUACUCUCGAAAACUUUCUCGAAUUUUACGCGUUAUUUAAAAACGUGGUUCAUGAUGAACCAGCAUUGUCGAAAGUUAAAAAACUUUAUUAUCUGAAAGAAGCGUUGAUCGGUGAGGCGGAAGAUUUAGUAAAAGAUACCCCCCUCACAGAUGCAGGUUAUGAUGAAGCGUGGUGUCUAGUAUUAUCUACAUACCGUAAUACUAAAUCUAUAACGCGUAAGCAUUUUGAUCAACUGUUUUCUAUAAACCGAAUUAAAUCGACAACCGAAAUACCACAGCUUCUCAAUAACGUUAAUCGAGCACUAAAAGGCUUGAGAGCAUGCGGAGAAGUUACCGAAAAUUGGAGUUCAAUUUUGAGUUAUAUUGUUUCUGAAAAAUUGGACGACACAACGUAUAACGAAUUUGAGAAAUCGCUUACCUCAAAUACUACAUUUCCACGGUGGAGUGUUCUCAAAGCAUUUUUAGAAACUCGCGCGUCUAUUACUAAACGCAACAGUGAUGCUACGAAACCUCCGAAACGUAACGAAAAUAAUUCGAAUGCUUCUGGUAAACGUGCAGUCCUUACUGCAACUGCAAAUAUCGAACCGAAAUCGUCAAAGGACGUUAGUUAUCCAUCGACGUCGCAACGAAAGCCAACUUGUCCUAGUUGUGACCAAUUGCAUUUUUUAAUCGAUUGUACCGUGUUCAAGGAGAAAUCUCCAAAGCAACGUUAUGAAAUAAUAAAAUCGAAAUCGUUGUGUGGUAAUUGUUUCCACUCAAAUCAUAAAACGAGCGAAUGCCGCAAAACGCCGAAUUGCAAGAAAUGUACUAUGCGUCAUCAUACGCUGCUGCAUUUCGAAAAAUCGAACGAACCGCCCACUAAGGAUCCAAAGGAUUCUUCUGGGCAGAGCGAAACUCAUACUUCGAGGUCUACAUGUGGUAUGUCUUCAUUGCUGUCAUUACGUAAACCAAUUUCUUUGUUGCCUUCAGCACUAGUAAAGUUUGUUUGUGGUAAUAAAUUUGGCACAAUGCGUGUCUUACUUGAUUCUUGUUCCCAAUUGAAUUUAAUUUCGAACGAAUUUAUUGAACGUAACAAUUUGCCUACUAGUAAAAUACCUUUUUCGAGUAAAGUAGCUGGUAUUGGAGAUUGUGAAACCGAAUGUAAUCGAAUUUUAAAAUUAACAAUCGAAUCUCGAGUUGAAGAAUUUAAAUUUUUAGCUCAAUUUACCGUAAUCGAUAAACGUAUUCCUUACUCGAUCACUAACUAUUUUAAUGGAGAUUUUUCUUCCAAAGUUAACGAACGUAAUUUGAAUCUUGCUGAUACUGCUUUUUAUGAUCGUAACGUAAAUAUUCAUACAAUUGAUGCUAUUCUUGGUAUUGAAUCUUAUAAUUUGUGUGUUCGUAACAAAACAAUUUACAUCGAAUCUGCAUGUCUCCGUGACACCGUUUUUGGUUGGACCAUUUCCUCGUCCAUCGAGUCAGCUCGUAAUACGCGUAAUACCGAAUCGUACUGUGGCUUAACAAUCGAUAACAUUGAUGAACGUCUAGAACGCUUUUGGAAAAUCGACGAAUAUCCAAAUGACGUUCCCAAAUCUACCGAGCAUGAGGAAUGCCAAAAACACUUCAUGCAAACAUAUCAACGUGCUGCUGAUGGUACCUUCAUUGUUCGACUGCCGUUCAAGGAAGAUCCUUCGAUAAUUACUGGUAACUUUGGUAUCGCAGCAAAGUACCUCCACCGAAUCGAAUCCAAAUUGGAUGCUAAAACGAAGGAAAUGUACACUGAUUUCCUAACCGAAUACGAAUCGCUCGGACAUAUGUCUGUGGUUUCUGACAAUGUGUCCAGAUACUUCAUCCCGCAUCAUGCAGUACUUCGGCCCUCGAGUACAACAACAAAGCUGCGAGUUGUAUUCCACGCAUCUUCUAAAUCCUAUUCUGGGAAAUCGCUAAACGAUAUUCUAAUGGCCGGUCCAACCAUCCAACCCGAACUUAACGAUACGCUUCUAUGUUUCCGAAUCUUCUGUUUUGUAAUUUCUGCUGAUAUUAUGCACAUGUAUCGCUGCAUUCAAAUAUUGAAAGCUGAUCGCAGAUUUCAAUCGAUAAUUUGGCGAAAUAAACGACUGGAAUUGAAUACUAUAACUUAUGGAACCGGUCCCGCUGCCUACCAGGCAACGCAAUGUCUUGAUAUUCUCGCUGAAGAAGCGAAAAAGAAACGUCCACGCACUUCCAUUGCCAUACGUAAAGGCUUUUAUAUGGAUGAUUGGCUUUAUGGAGCUGACACCAUUAAAGAAUUGAUCGAACUGCAAAAAUCUGUGCAUGAAACCUUGUUAUCUGCUGGUUUCAAGUUACGAAAAUAUCAAUCGAAUUCGAAGGAAGUACUUGCUCAAAUUGAUCCAUCUCUGAUUGAACAAAAUCUAACCGUUCAAUUUGGAGACAACGAAGCUCUAUCAAUACUUGGCUUAGCCUGGUGUCCUUCUACCGACUGUUUUGCGCUGAAAACCGAUAUUCCGGCACCAACAAAAACUGUUACAAAACGUCUAAUGCUGUCAUUGAUAUCGAAGGUAUUUGAUCCGCUUGGCUUGGCCUCUCCUGUAACGAUUCGAGGCAAGCUUUUGUUCAAAGGUUUAUGGAAACUUGGACUAGCUUGGGACGAUGCUGUGCCUCCUGAUGUCGAAAAGCAGUUCAACUCUUACCUGUCUGAUCUGAAUCAUUUAUCGAAAUUCGUAAUUCCACGUUAUAUUCGAGAUUUUAAUGCUGAUACCGAAACUAUUGUUGGUUUUUGCGAUGCCUCUGAGCAGGCAUACUGUGCUGCUGUCUACUCGUUUAAUUCGAAGCGUCUCCAGUUGCUGUGCUCAAAAACGAGAGUUGCUCCAGCAAAAGAGCUCAAAAUUCCAGAGCUCGAGCUCCAAGCAGCUGUUCUGCUUGUGCAGUUAAUCAACCGUGUUUGUAAAACCUUGAACGUCAAUCCGAAUCGUAGUAAGCUGUUUACAGAUUCAACUAUCGUCCUAGCAUGGCUAUCAAGACCUGCUAGUGAUUGGAAAACUUUUGUUCGUAAUCGUGUUGCCAAAAUAACCGAAUCAUUUCCAAUCAAACAUUGGAGCCAUGUUCGGUCGGGAGAUAAUCCUGCGGAUCUUGCCACACGUGGGUUAUCUACCUCAUCCUUAAUGCGCUCUACAAUUUGGCUGUCCGGUCCUGGGUUCAUGCUAGAUCCAGAUAGCUCAUCAAACGAAACCGAAAUCGAUGAUACAAUAUGCAAACCAUAUCUUCGAAAACCUAAAAUUGCUUCCUUCAUCGCUGCAGACCUUGAAACUGAUCUGGCAAAGCAUGGGAAACUCAUCUCAUCUUGUGCAUCCUACGAAAAGAUCCGUUUUAUAUAUGCUGCUGCUAUCGCUGUUAUCCGUCGCUGGAAGUCCCUAAUACGUGAUCGAGUCCGUGUUCCAGUGAAAGUCGAAGCCAACGAUAUAAACCAAGCCCAUGAGUGUAUCAUACGAAUUGUCCAGUAUGAUUCCUUUUCCAACGAUAUCAAGCGUCUGAAAAUCAAACCGAAUAAAUUAUCAAAACGAAGCUGUCUCCGUCGUCAUACUCCGUUCCUCGAUGAAGAUGGUAUUUUAAAAUCGAAAACUCGUCUUCAGAAUGCUCGCAAACCCGACAACGUGAAAACACCGAUUAUUCUACCGUCUCAUCAUCCGUUUACAAAGCUGUUCAUUCGUCACCUGCAUCUGAAAUUCUUCCACGCUGGUCGUCCUUGGCUGCUUACUAUGCUAUCAUCAAACUACGUAUUCGUUGGUGGUAUCAAUCGCUCAAUCAAAUCGAUUAUUCAUUCCUGUAAACAAUGCAUCGAACGAUUCGUGCAGUCCAAACCCCAGCAGAUGGAGAAUCUACCAUAUGAACGUGUAACACCUCUGCCACCAUUCCAGGUAGUAGGUGUAGAUUUCACUGGCGCUUUCCAGCUGAAAUGCUCCUAUCAUCGAACCACGAAAUACAUGAAAGCAUACAUGUGUAUCUUUGUGUGUUUUUCAACUCGAGCAGUCCAUAUUGAACUUGUUCCAUCGUUAUCUACCGAAGAUUUCCUCAAUGCACUCAAAUGCUUUGUAGCUCGCAGAGGUCUUCCAUCAACGAUAUUUUCCGACAAUGGUACCAACUUUAAAGGUUGUGAACGUUACUUGAACUUCAACGAUCCCGAAAUUCAGCGCUACGCAUUAUCCAACACCAUAUCCUGGAAAUUCAAUCCCCCGUAUACGCCUCAUCGUGGUGGUAUCUGGGAGUCUGCGGUGAAGAGUGCAAAGCGUUAUAUUCCAAAGGUUGCCGAAAAUCAGAAAUUUACCGAAAAUGAGUUACGAACGUUAUUAACUCAAAUCGAGGGGAUUCUCAACACUAGGCCAUUGGCGUACUCGCACGCUGGUGAACCAGAUGAGGAGAUACUCACUCCAGGCCAUUUCUUGGUUGGCCGUAAUCUAAACGUUAACUUACCCGAACCGUCUUCCCCUCCAGCAAAUAUCAAGCUGUCCGAUCGAUAUGUCGCCAAUCAAAAUCGAAUUAGAGCGUUUUGGAGAAUUUGGUCCCAAGACUACCUUAACCAACUUCGUUCCCGCACCAAGUGGCAGGACGAACAACCGAACGUAGAAGUAGGAGAUUUAGUUUUGCUCCGAAAAAUGAAUAUGGAGCCGGGUCAAUGGAAUCGCGCAAUAAUCCAGAAGACGUUUCCUGAUGAAAGCGGUUUAGUUCGUACCGUUGAAAUUCGAACACCCGAUUGCGUUGCAAAGGUCGUGCCGAUCCAGCAGAUCGUUCCACUGCCGAUAGCUGUAUAAUUAUUUAUCGAUGAUUCUCUAUUUCACUAUCGUAUAUUAUGAUUUUUGAUUUUUAUUGCACUGGGGUUAUUUUUCAAAAUUUAUCUUAUUUAUAUUAUAAUUACUUUUAGCGUCUCUCUUCCAAAUUUGACUCUGUCAGCGGGGGGAGUUUAUGUUUAGCUCGAAUACGUAAAAAUCGCCAAGUAUUCCGUAGGUAUGCGGAACCGCCAAAUACGUUGCAUUUUUUAUGCAACCUAAGCAGUUUUUCUGCUUACUCGUUAAUCAGUGCGGUCAAUCGCGUCCGCAAUAAUUUGAAUCGAACGAUAAUACCGUUCGAGGUACCGUUAUGCUUAGUUUUUAAGCAUUGUACAAAAUGUAAUUUAAUGUACAAAUAUAGUAUGUAAAAAGCAACUGUGUCGUCGAGUCCGUUUAAUUUUGAAUCUUAUC